AUGGGGGAAGAACAGGAAAUUGAAGUAAAGUUGAAAGAAAAGAAAGAUGAGUGUGAGAGUGAAUCCACUUCAACUAAAGCUAAAGCUAGUAAGGAAGCAAAUGAAGAAAAAGAAGCUAAAAAGGGAAUUGAAAAGAAAUAUGUACCUCCUGCACCGUACAAGCCACCAUUGCCCUUUCCUCAAAGAUUUCAAAAAGCAAAAUUAGAUAAGCAGUUUGGAAAAUUCCUUGAAGUUUUGAAGAAGUUGUAUAUUAACAUUCCAUUCACAGAUGUCAUUUCUCAAAUGCCUUCUUAUAUUAAGUUUUUAAAGGAGAUUCUAUCAAAUAAAAGAAGCUUGGAAGAUUAUGAAACUAUUGCACUUACUGAGGAGUGCAAAACAAGUAUUGAGAGAGCAUUAUGUGACUUGGGGGCUAGUGUCAGCUUGAUGCCACUUUCCAUAUGUGAGAAGUUGAAGGUUGGAGAUCUAAAACCCACAACUAUUUCUUUGCAGUUAGCUGAUAGAUCUAUAAAGUAUCCAGUUGGGAUUUUAGAGAAUGUGCCAUUAAAAGUUGGAAAGUUUUUCAUUCCAAUGGAUUUUGUUGUAUUAGAGAUAGAGGAGGAUGUAAGAAUGCCCAUCAUACUUGGAAGGCCAUUUUUAGCCACUGCAUGA
Messenger RNA from Hevea brasiliensis (rubber tree), 648 nucleotides. RefSeq lists its product as uncharacterized. NCBI's taxonomy places the organism in Eukaryota, Viridiplantae, Streptophyta, Magnoliopsida, Malpighiales, Euphorbiaceae. The transcript is spliced from 2 exons. The record is from RefSeq and is a predicted model, not a curated record. The coding region runs from base 1 to 648 and encodes 215 amino acids.